AUGAAGUCCCAACUCCCUCUGACCGUCCUAUUCCUCAUCUUCAUUGCCGUUCACUCCACCCUUGGUACAGCCAUAGACCGAUCUGGAUCGGGAAGUCCAAAUCAACGUUACAGCAAAGAGCAAGACCAGAAGCAAUUGUUGAAUCACGUUUCUUCCCUGAACAAAGACGAAGACACCGAGAGCAAAGACAAGACAAGGACAGGACCUGCAGCGGCUUAUUCUUCUUCUUCCUCUCCUAUAAAGUUCACGGGGGAAAGGAUCCCGGGUGGUUCGGGGUUCCAUUUCUGUGACUCUCGGGAGGAGCGGGAGGGCGAUGUUUUCGAGAUUGAGGAGGUUGGAAUUAGUUCCAAGCCUGAGGUAAACUCAAUCGUCUUCUUCAACAUGUCCGGUACAUUUCACGAUAACGUGUCGCCCAACUCGACCAUCAACGUGACGACGAUCAUCAACGGGCGUCGCACGUCGAGGGUUGUCGAUUUCUGUUCGUUUGCGCAGACGGUUGAGCAGAGGAGUCCGGGAACUUCUUCUUCAUUUUCCUUUUCAUCUUCGCGGUCACAUUCUUCUUCCUUGAGCUUAGCUGCUGGUCAGGGUCAGGGUGGGAGUGAGAAUCAGAAUCAUAUCCAUGCUUGUCCUCCCCAUCGAGGAUGGGGUGUUAUCAGGCGUGGAGAUAGUGUAUUUGUGGAUCCUGAGGGCGUGUGGUCCUUUUUCCUGGAUGCGUAUGUCCCUGAUGGGAGGAGAUUGUUCUGUAUUGUGGCCAAUGUUGAGAUGGACUGA
Messenger RNA from Monascus purpureus, 771 nucleotides. Lineage: Eukaryota; Fungi; Ascomycota; Eurotiomycetes; Eurotiales; Aspergillaceae. The record is from the annotation of a GenBank genome assembly.